This is a messenger RNA of Daucus carota subsp. sativus, 2538 nucleotides long. Its product is annotated as MLO-like protein 14. The transcript has 15 exons. The record is from RefSeq and is a predicted model, not a curated record. The coding region runs from base 672 to 2369 and encodes 565 amino acids. Gene Ontology annotation, biological process: defense response. Gene Ontology annotation, cellular component: membrane. Lineage: Eukaryota; Viridiplantae; Streptophyta; Magnoliopsida; Apiales; Apiaceae.
AUAAAAAAAUAGUAGUUGUCCAAGCAGCAACAAAGCCAGAUGAAGGGAAGAAGCUGAGAGAUCUCCACUCCAGGCGGAAUUUUGCUGUAUAUUAUUAACAACUACUAUUCUGCACAAUAAUCUGUACACACACAUUUGUUUAUUACACACUCAUUUGUUUAAGCACACACAAAAGAUGGUCUAUCAUAUGUACUUAACUAGUAGUACUAAAUAAUAUACUCACUGUAAUAGCUCUGGAACCUGCCCAGAAACCCCUGCUUGUCUUUGUUCUUACAGUGUUUAAAUAUUGUGAAGGGGAUCUAGAGGGAAUCCACCCUGUUUCAUUCUUUCGAUUUCGAUAAAAGUGGGAAAAUUAGGCUAUGGAUUGUUGGUGCAUAUGAAGUAUUUGUGUUUUGUGUUUAGUUGUGAGGGUUGGUGUUUAGGUGAGGAACUGAGGUGGAGAAGUCGAUUUUGAAGCAAUGCUGAUGUGAAGUCGAAAAAACGCAAUUUAUGAGUGUUGGAAUUGGGGUAUCAGAAAUGUUUCUGAGGCAAUUGAUUUUUGGAAGAAGUAUCUGUCUGUAGGACUAAUUGAGAGGCUUGAUUUGAGAUAGGUUUUGAAUGAAGAGGAACUGAGAGUCGAAAGGAUUGCAGAGUUUUUGGUUUAGGUUGGUUUAGGCGAAAGUUUGUUUAGAAUGGUGGAACAAGACGACGAGGAGUCGAGGUCUUUGGCCUUAACACCUACAUGGUCUGUUGCUACUGUGUUGACCGUCUUUGUUGCUGUUUCAUUGCUUGUGGAACGCUCCAUUUACCGCUUAUGUAAUUGGCUCCGGAAAACCAAUCGGAAGCCUUUGCUUGCAGCUGUGGAGAAAAUGAAAGAAGAGUUGAUGCUGCUUGGGUUCAUAUCUCUUCUUCUUACAGCUACCUCGAGUAUCAUAGCCAAUAUAUGUAUCUCAUCAAAGUUCUACAACAGUGCAUUUGCUCCGUGCACCAGGUCUGCAGUUGAUGAGGACAAUGAGAAUAAUGCUUCCCAUGAACGCAAACUUUUGACAGCUUUUGGUUUUCCUCAUUUAUCGAGGAGAGUUUUGAAUACUCUUAAUGAAAAUACCUGCAAGCAGGACUAUGAGCCGUUUGUAUCAUAUGAAGGACUUGAGCAACUACACAGGUUCAUAUUUGUUAUGGCAAUUACGCAUAUAUCUUAUAGUUGCUUAACGAUGCUGCUGGCAGUUGUAAAGAUCCACAGUUGGAGGGCAUGGGAGGAUGAAGCUGUAAGAGACCGGAACAAUAUGUUACAUGAGAUUGCAAGAGAGAAGACAAUGCAAAGACAAUCAUCCCUUGUCAAAUUUCAUGCAUCGCGUCCUUUGGUCAAUAAUGGUUUUUUCGUUUGGGUGAUAUGUUUUUUCCGGCAAUUUGGGAGUUCAGUUGUCGGUGCAGAUUAUCUGACACUUCGUAAAGGUUUCAUUGCGAACCACAACCUCACAUCAAAAUAUGAUUUUCACAGCUACAUGGUUCGUUCAAUGGAAGAAGAGUUCCAGAGGAUAGUUGGUGUGAGUGCCCCGCUCUGGGGAUUUGUUGUGGCCUUUAUGCUGUUUAAUAUCAAAGGGUCUAAUCUCUAUUUCUGGAUAGCUAUAAUUCCUGUGACUCUGGUUCUACUCGUGGGCACGAAAUUACAACAUGUUAUAGCAACGUUGGCACUGGAGAGCGCUGGAAUAACUGGACUCAUCACUGGAGCAAAAUUAAAACCUCGAGAUGAACUCUUUUGGUUCAAGAAGCCUCAGCUUUUGUUGACCUUGAUCCAUUUUAUACUUUUUCAGAAUGCAUUUGAGCUGGCUUCCUUCUUCUGGUUCUGGUGGCAAUUCGGGUACAAUUCUUGCUUCAUUAAGAAUCAUAUGCUCGUGUAUCUGCGGCUAACAUUGGGAUUCGCGGGACAAUUUCUCUGCAGCUACAGCACCUUGCCGCUAUAUGCACUGGUCACUCAGAUGGGAACAAACUACAAAGCAGCUCUAAUUCCACAGAGGAUACGGGAAACAAUCCAUGGGUGGGGGAAGGCUGCUAGGAAGAGGAGAAGGCACAAGUUUUUCGCUGAUGAUUCAACUAUUCACACAGACACGAGCACAGUAUUGUCAGUCGAAGAAUAUCAGGAUCAUGUGUUUGAUAGUCCUCAUGGCGGUCCACAUUCAGGAACUGAAAUCGAGUUACAGCCCCCUACUUACAUUACAACUGGCCAAUCACCGACUGCUAAUGAAAACUCAAGUCGCGUUGGUACUCCUCUUCUCCGCCCAUCUGGUUCCAUUCCUUCCCCUCCUAUACCUAAUUCUCCGCCAGGGGUCAUAGAAAGAUCUUCUUCAAUGUCAAGCAGAAGAAUGAAGAAAGACAGUGAUGAAUACAGGUGAUGAGAGGAAAAAAGGGAAAACAAAUUGUAAAUGAUAUCGGAGUCCUAGUAUACACACAACACAGGUAGGUUAUGACUGUAUCAUUGCAGAUAAACCCCGAUUUAUUGCUGUAAUCUAUGAAUGUAAUGUACUAACACUGUUUAAUCAGAUCUCUAGUUUCUUCCUCAAA